Molecule: messenger RNA, 1547 nt
Organism: Centropristis striata (black sea bass)
Lineage: Eukaryota; Metazoa; Chordata; Actinopteri; Perciformes; Serranidae
Exons: 2
Coding region: 1-1197 (398 amino acids)
Source: RefSeq, a predicted model, not a curated record
AUGGAGCUGCACUGUCUUCCUACUGAGACCCCCACCACAGCCAGCUCCUGCUCCACGGACCCUCUGUACGACAACUGCCCACCUUUUGCCCAGCGAGGGAGGGCCAGGGAAAAGGAAAUGGAGAGUAGGGUUGUGUGCCCGGCUGUAACCAAACUCCCGGGCCCCUGCAGCCCUCAGCCCGGUCUGGCCCCAGCUGUGGCUGAGGUUCCCACACUGGUCGGUGGGGGAAGAGGGACUGGCGCAUGGCCAGAUCACAGCUACUGCAGCUGGAGAGGAGGCCUGGGAAGACAGGGCUGGGAAGCAGAACUUGGUCCAGGCAUAAACAGAGCAAAAGGAGGAGGAGAGAGAGGAGGAGAGCAGGGAGGUAGCUGGGGAGUUGAGGACAGCGCUCAUCUGAACCAAAGCCCCAAUCCAUCACAGAGCGAGGAGCACAGGAGUGCUCUCUCUCUGUAUGAUAACCUCCCCGACGCUGUCACCCCUGACAGCCUCCAGGAGGUCUUUGACAUGGAGACAAGCUUCCCGGAGCAGAUGUACCAAGCAUGGGUCCCUGAGCAGAUCCGGGGGCUGGUGGACGGCGAGGGAGUAAGUGAAGACAAGAGCACCUGGUCCUCCUGUGAGAUCAUCCUCGCUGAAAGUGGUCCCAGUAACCAGGACCAGAAUCCAGACCAAGACAAGAAGCAUGAACAGGGGCCAGAGCUGGACUCAGGAUCCUGUGGAUUUAAGCAGGGGGGUCCGAUGCUGCAUCUCCCGAUAUCCCCUCCUCAACAUCUUACAGCGGAGUGCCAGGCUCUGUGGCCCCCGGCUGAAGCCCAGCACCCAGAGCAGCCAUCUUGGUCUCCCAGGGUGCCCCCUCCUGUCCCCCUGGCAGACCCCUCCGCCAGCGCCCUCCGCAGCCUCCUCACCAGCCUCCAGCAGCAAAUAGUCAGACAGAGGGAGGAGUAUGAGACAAGAAUACUCAGCCUCGAGCAAAGAAAUGAAGAGCUGCAGGUAGAGGUUGUCAGGUUGAAAACAAACCUCGCACAGCAGCGGCACUGGUACCACGCCAUCCAGGCUAAGAUCACAGAGUCUGAAAGGAGCCGGGCCGCCGCAGAAAUACACAAUGCAACUCUGCAGAAGGAGAUGGAGCAGUUUUUUGACACCUUUGGAGAGCUCAACAACGAGGCCAAGAAGACAGAAUAUAUCGUGAAGAGCUUCUAAGAAAGAGAAUGUAUGAAUUGUGUGUGAUGACAUGAACAGUGUGGGCAAAGACAAGGACAAAAGGCACAAUACUGGCUAGUCUUUAAACUCUACUUAGAAUAGCUUGUCACUAUCUACGCAGAAUAUUGCAAAACAUCACUGAAAGACGAAAAAUGAAUCACUGAUGUCCACUUUAUUAGUUACGUAAGGGCAAAGAUGUUGGCCAGGUGAUUAUAUGGUGGUCAUUGCAAUCACAGGACAUCUCUGAAAAUAAAAGGAGAAAUAAACUGAACACAAAUGUGAGAUGCACAGUGUAUACAAUGGAGCUUUUUUUUCUUUAAACAUGGUAAAAAUGGUAAAGGAGGUUUUGA